AUGCGUCUCGUUGGACUUGUCUCCUGCUUACUGGUGUUUGUAGCUACAGCAAAAGCUCAACGUUUCGUUCGAUUCAUCUCGACAGACGGGCACGAGUAUUAUGGCGACGCUAUUCUACCUGAAGGCUCUUUCGACGCGGCUCUAAGCACCAGCGCCCAUGUCAUCAAGGGAGACAUCCUUGGAGAGUAUACAAUCACGAAGGAGACAAAGGCAAUCAAGAAACUCCUUGGCCCACUGCCUGCAGAAAGAAUUCGGUCGGUUCGCAUGGUGGGGUUGAAUUACGUUGCUCACAUCAAGUGGGUCUCCGGUGUUUAUGGUCGAAAACUCAUCAUAACUCUUUCAAGUGAAACGAACGCCACAAUACCUGGAUGGCCAAUUCUCUUCUACAAGCCCUUCACGGCUCUCAAUACGCCCUCCGAUGACAUUUUGGUGGCAAAGGGUUACCAAAACCAGACGAACGCGAACGGAAGCCUUUUCGUAUCGAGACUAUGCCAACCAGAAACUGAACUUGUUGUUGUGAUGAAAAAGAAAGCAUACAACAUCACGGAGGCCGAAGCUCUUGAUUAUGUUUUGGGGUACACAGUUGGUAAUGAUGUCAGCCAUCGCGGUUGGCAAGUUGAACGUGGAGGCCUGCCUCAGCCACAAUUCUCGAUGGGUAAAGACGCAGACACAUGGGCACCGUGGGGUCCUGCAAUCGUGUCCACCAAUCUCAUCAAGGAUCCUCAAUCGCUAAACCUGUGGACCAAGGUCAAUGGAGUUACGAUGCAGAAUGACACCACUGCAAACAUGAUUUUUGGGGUGGCACACCUCGUAUCAUUCUUCUCAAUGGGAAUAACACUUCAAGUUGGCGACAUCAUCUUCACUGGCACGCCUAAAGGCGUGAAUCUCGGCAAAGAAAAUCCUGUUUGGUUGACCGAUGGUGACGUCGUCGAAGUCGGGCUGGAAAACGUUGGCACAUGCACCAAUACGAUUCGCCAUCUCAACAACUAA
Molecule: messenger RNA, 990 nt
Organism: Mycena indigotica
Lineage: Eukaryota; Fungi; Basidiomycota; Agaricomycetes; Agaricales; Mycenaceae
Product: Fumarylacetoacetate hydrolase domain-containing protein 2
Exons: 11
Coding region: 1-990 (329 amino acids)
Molecular function (GO): catalytic activity
Source: RefSeq, a predicted model, not a curated record